Molecule: messenger RNA, 4905 nt
Organism: Hippoglossus stenolepis (Pacific halibut)
Lineage: Eukaryota; Metazoa; Chordata; Actinopteri; Pleuronectiformes; Pleuronectidae
Gene: spats2
Product: spermatogenesis associated serine rich 2
Exons: 13
Coding region: 413-2056 (547 amino acids)
Cellular component (GO): cytoplasm
Molecular function (GO): protein binding
Source: RefSeq, a predicted model, not a curated record
GGAUUGGUCGAGUCCAACCUGGCAACCCGGAGGGAGUCUGGUGGCAGAAAACCUAGCCAGCAGCGGAGUCUCGGUUUCAGAUCGACUGACGACGGGAGCUGCGCCGCGUCCACAAGCUGCUGCUGCUGCUCCUCACUUCUCCUCCGGCCCAAGACAAAUCAAUCUGGUGUAGAAGCAAAAAAGAGAACCACAGUUUUCUUCUUAGUGGUGGAGGACGGAUCUGGACCUCGUCGCUCCGGCCCUCCUGCCAGUUGUGACCCCCGCUGGCGUCUCAACGGAGAAACCCUCGAAGUGAAAGUUACCACACGUGGAGUCUUCGUUUGAGCAACAGCUUAAACAUACUUCAACAGUUAUCUUACAUUCGGGACGAAAGUUAACACCAAGCAUCUGUUUCAUACGUCUUUGUAACAACAUGGCAAAGAAAAACAGCCAAAGGGAUACGUCUGGGGUGGUGUUCGACACUCGCUCGAAAAUGGUCAUGUCCCAGGGAGGCACGGCGGAGAGAAUGAAGGAGAAGAUCAGUGCUGUCAGAGCAGUCGUCCCCAACAAGAGCAACAAUGAGAUUGUGCUGGUGUUGCAGCAUUUCGAGAACUGCGUGGACAAAGCUGUUCAGGCUUUCAUAGAAGGAAGCGCAAUUGAGAUCCUGAAAGAGUGGAAUGUCACCGGCAAGAAGAAGCCCAAGAAGAAAAAGAAGCCCAAGCCUCAGCCCGAGGCCUCAGCAGAGCUCGCUCCACCGGAGGCCGCGUCGGCCGGGGAGGGAAAGGAUGAGAUCAACGGUUUUCAUGCCAACGGAUCAGUGGUGGACGGAGAGUCACUCGAUUCUCUGAGUGAACAGUUGGACUCGGCCUCCCUCGACGCAGCAGAGCUGGACUCUGAACCCGCCACGUCUGAAACAACUGGUGCAGAAGCAGAAAGUCAAGAUAGAGCCCAGAGUCCCGUGUCUCCGCAAGAAGGACGAAAUCAUCAGGCUCCCAGAGGCAACAAGGCCCGACGCAGGCCCGGCCCAAAUUCACAUCCCCCCAUUUCCUCAUUAGGACCCACCAUUGAUGAACCAGCAGUCAAGAAGAUCGCUUCCACCAUUGACCGCUCUGUGAAGGACCUGCAGCGAUGCACCGCCUCACUGACUCGCUACAGGAUGGUGGUCAAGGACGAGAUGGACUCGUCAAUCAAGAGGAUGAAGCAGACGUUUGCCGAGCUCCAGAGCUGUUUAAUGGACAGAGAAGUGACUCUGCUCUCAGAAAUGGAUAAAGUGAAAGCAGAUGCCAUGGUGAUUCUGAACGCUCGGCAGAAGAGAGCCGAGCAGCUCAGACGGCUGACGGACAAGUCGGCGUCCAUGUCCGAGGAGCAGUUGACUGAACUGCGCGCCGACAUCAAGCACUUUGUGAGUGAACGUAAAUACGAUGAGGACCUCGGGAAAGCAGUAAGAUUUACGUUUGAUCUGGAGCCGCUGAAGACGAGCAUCACAGGGUUUGGAUCAGUUUAUCAUCCACGUACAGGGUACUCAAACCGGUCCCGCUGUAGCUCCACGUCCUCUUCUGUCGCCAGCCCGAGUCUCCAGGAAGCUCCUCCUCCUCCCACCCAGACCCCGAGCAUCCCCAGUGAACACCGCCCCCCGCCAAACAAACAGAUUUUCCAGGGCAACAGGCGCACUUUCCAGGGCCAGGGUUAUCACUCGGGCGGUCAGCGGUAUAACGGCGGUUCUUACCAGGAGAGGAAUGCUGCUCGCAACGCGAUGCUGCACCGCAACCAGAGCGCUGGUGCUCAUCCUUCGCAGCGCUCCACCAACUCGAGGGCUCCCUCCAAUCCCUCCAAUCCCUCCCAUCCCUCCAAUCCUUCCAAUCCCUCCCAUCCCUCCAAUCCUUCCAAUCCCUCCCAUCCCUCUAAUCCCUCCAAUCCCUCCCAUCCCUCCAAUCCCUCCAAUCCUCCUCGUCCUCCUCGUCCUCCCACAACCCAGACCGAUCGUCUCACAACGGGCUGCCACAGAGGCCUCCGCGGACGCACUGCCCUUGACAUUUGGAAAUCCUGGUCUCGAUCAACCCCCCACCACCCCGACUAACCCCUGCACUCUCCUCCCUGUAACCCCCCCCCCCCCACACACCGACACCCCGCACACACACCAUACUAACUCCUCUCAAUGAAGAAUAGAACACAAGUUUACAUACUUCCAUCAGUUGAGCUGUAGUGCCACCGCUCCUCAUCAGUCCACUCAUCCUUCAAACUUGAAACGCUCUCUCGCUGUCGCUCUUUCUUUCUUUCUUCUUCUCAUCCUGGUUUAGGUAGCAGCUUCUAUCUUUAGCCCGUUUGAGAGAUCUCAUCGCGGCGCUAUCGACAGAUUCUUGUUCUUCAUCUUCUUGCUUUUGAGCCGCCUGCCAGAGACCGACAGGAUCAUCUGCAGCGAUUUGUGCUCUAUUGAAGUCGAGCUCGUAGAACUGUGUCUAUUUUUGCGGUGGCUUUUGUCGGCUCUCUGAUUUACACCUCCACUUUUUUUGGGGUUUUUGUUCUUCUCGUCUCCCAGAAACAUUUCAAUGCCUUCACUGUGGAAAUCGUUGUAAAAGUGCAAAAGUAGUUCUAGCGUGAACAGGGGUCAGGAGAGUAGACCUGCGAUCAACACUACAGACUAUUGUUAAUCUCUGCAAAGGUAAAAAAAAAAAAAAAUACUAGAGAACAUAUCAAACUGUAAUCCAGAGCUUUUCUUACGGCUGCUACCAACUUUAGGGAGUUUGUUAACGCUGUGAACUCUCAAAGGAAAAGUUCCCCAGCUCAUUACCUUUUUGUAGAACUACGUCAGAGCUUAUGUUUAAAAGCUAAUAACAAAGGAAUCUGUCCACAUGCUGUUUCAUACUUCUCCACAUGAUACUUUUCAUCAUACUCAGUUAAUUUCUUUUGUUAAAUGCACACGAAUGGCAUUUUUCUGACGUGCUUGCCUUGGGUCACAGAGCGACUUCACAUUUGCCUUUUUUUUUUUUUACAAAUGUCCGCAUCACGACGGCUCUUUCAACAGAUGGCGCAUGUAGAUCCAACGGAAAGAGCAAGUUGCCAGAUCUUCUCUUCCUCUUUUUUUAUAUCCUCACUUUAUCUCGUCGCAUCAGAAGGUUGUUAUCGACUUCGCAGAUCUUUUUUUUCUUCUAUUGCCUCCGAUUAGUCGCCGCAAAGGCUGUCGAUGGGGUUCAUCUCUUCGUUAUCGUCCAUAGUUUGCAAACGAAAAGCUGGUGAAUACCUCAUUGCUGAUGUUUGUGACGCGACCUGUUAUCGCAGUUUCCUCGCAGCGGGGCUCCGAGUACGAGACGGGAACCACCGGUGUCUCCUCCGAGCGGCGAGGCUGUCGAGGGAAACUCUCCGUCACGUUAUAGCUGCAUUUUCUUCAUGUGUCGUCUUCCCUCGAGCAGACUGCUGGAAAGAUAAGAGGGACGUUUUUGAAAAGAAACGAUUUUUAUUUUAUUUUGUUGAAAGAAAUUAAUUUAGUUUUCUCUCCCAGUUUGUGUUUCUUAAUCAGGUUUUCUGAUCAUAGGGAGUUUUUUUGUUUUUUAAUAAGAAAGAUUAUGUUCAUGAGUAUUUUUGGAGAAAUUAGUUUUAGUCAAUUGUUUUGCGGCUUUCGGUAAAUUUGUGCUGUAACAGUUUGACUUAAAGGAAUUUAAAAGAAAUUGGGAAAUAUGCUUUUUUACUUUGUUAUUUAGAGACGAAUAAAGAAAACUCCUGGACAAGGAGUGAAGUUUAUGCUUUGUGUUCUGAAGGAAAAAGUUCAGGGAUGAAGAAUAAACUUCUGGAUCAUCCAGGAUUGUCUCGUCCAAACUGGGUUAAGAGACAGAAGGAAACUGGAGUUUAAGUGUGAAACGACAAUCACUUUAAUGGUCUAUUUUCAAAUUGCUUUAAACCUCAGGCAAGAUGAAUCUGUUCCACUACGGAGACGUGAAACCAAUCGAUUUAUAAUCAACACAUUAGUCGACAUGUGAAAAAUGAAACAAAUAUUCACAUUUCAGAAGCUGGAACAAGUACAUUUUCUGUCUACAAAUGAAUCAACUAAUCAUUUCAGCUGUUGAGUUCAGUUUCUUCCUGGAGGUCAACAAGCGUUUUACCUGCUCAGGUUAAUCCAGCGCUGUGUUACCUUGUGAUCCAACUCUCGGUUAGAAGGCGAAAAAGUGUAUUUCCUGAGAAGUUAAACUCCUUUAAAGUGCUUUCUGAGACUUUUAUUGACUGAAGUUGUUGGAAAUUCUACAAUGAAGCUCGACCAGUUUCUCGGCGGAUCGACGGCGAGCCGCGGUGCGAGCCGCUCGACGCUGCAGGAAAAACAAUUCAGCUUUUACUCCAGAGAAUCUGCUGGACUCGUUCAGAGACGCUUUAGUUUCCUCGUCUGGGGAUUUUUGUCUGUCUCGCUUUAACCACUUUUCGUUGUCUCACAUUCCAAAACCGUAGGAAUAUUAGUUUAUCGCCAAAGAAAUAAUCUCGUCCCGUUUUUUAAGAAAAAAGAAAAAGAAAAAAAGUUACUGCCUUUUUGUUUUGUUUUGCUUGUAAACAUUUCCAAAGGGUAAAACUCCAACACUUCUCCUUUCCGUUUCCUCCUGCUUUACUUUUUGAUUCCUUACUGUAUAUACAUAUAUGUAGCUAUAUAAUUUUGUGCUCACAUAGGGCAUUCUGUAUGUGAUAUUCAUAUUAGGCAUAAUGGAGGUUAAAACAUCUAGUCGAUUCAUUCUUCCAGUAGAGCCUGUGUCCUCCUCCAGACGAUUUCUCUGAGACAACUAUAAACUCAAGUGCCUUUUCUCGUCUCCCACCGAUCCAUCGACGUCCCCUCCACCAGAGUAUGGACCAAAGACAUCAGCCGUCCCUGACACCCCUGCCCCCCCCCUCUCUCUCCCUCUCACUGAAUGGCACACUUUUCAUUUACUACGAAUAAACCGUUUGCAAUACUGA